CCAGCCUCCAUCACAAUCCUGAAUGCUCUGAGCGGAAACAAAAUCACACACCUUUGCGAAUUCGAGUUGAGAAGUUGGCUCCUGCAGGGGAAAACGGUUGGGGACUUGCGGGAGCUCGUUUUGCAAUCCGACAAGGAGCGCUGGGGAAGUAGGAGAAGUCGCGUGUCGCUGGUCGUCGACAACAAAAGGAAUGAAGAACGUUACCAGCAGCCCGAUGUUGCUUCCUCGUCACAUAUGACAUUUCUCACCGACGAUCGUCUUAAACUUGAGGACCUGGGGCUUUGGCUACAGGCCCACCUUGACACGGAACUGGAACGAGUACAACGG
Messenger RNA from Amoebophrya sp. A120, 327 nucleotides. The record is from the annotation of a GenBank genome assembly. Lineage: Eukaryota; Dinophyceae; Syndiniales; Amoebophryaceae.